This is a messenger RNA of Neomonachus schauinslandi (Hawaiian monk seal), 1644 nucleotides long. RefSeq names its product CD83 molecule (gene CD83). The transcript is spliced from 5 exons. The record is from RefSeq and is a predicted model, not a curated record. Bases 8 to 607 code for a protein of 199 amino acids. NCBI's taxonomy places the organism in Eukaryota, Metazoa, Chordata, Mammalia, Carnivora, Phocidae.
CCCAGUCAUGUCGCGCGGCUUCCGGCUCCUGCUCCUGAGCUGCGUCUGCAGCCUGGCGCCCGCGACGCGGGAGGUGAAGGUGGCUUGUUCCGAGGCUGUGGACUUGCCGUGCACCGUCCACGUGGACCCUCAGGGCCCCUACAGAGUCUUCUGGGCCAAGCUGAUGGAGGGUGGCAAGGAGUGGACUGAGGUGCCCCAGGAGGGUCGGCAGUACCACUGGCAGAAGGAAGACUCCUUGGAGGCCCCCGGUGAGGGGCUGUACUUGAAGAUCCAAAACACUAGUCGCUGCCACACGGGGACAUACAGGUGCACCGUGGAGGAGCUGGACGGGCAGAGAAACCAAAGCAGCACUGUGACCUUGAAAGUGACAGGAUGCCCUAAGGGACGCAAAGAAGAGACUUUUCAGAAAUACCGAGCUGAGAUUGUACUGCUGUUGGCGCUGGUUGUCUUCUACUUAACACUCAUUAUUUUCACUUGUAAGUUUGCACACCAACAGAAUAUUUUUCCAGAUUUUUCUAAGCCUGUCAUGGAACGAGCUUUUCUCCCAGUCACUUCCCCACAGAAACAUCUGGAGCCAGUGACUCUUCACAAGACAGAACUGGUAUGAGCAGGAUUUCUGCAGGUUGUUUUUCCAAAAGUCAUAGAAGGCUCACUGGUACGCCUGGGCAUCCCCCAGGACAAGAGAAGAAUGAGCGCCACACUGAAGAAGGCAUCCUGCCUGUGAAGUCCUUCUGAAACCCCUGACAGCGGGUCCCAGCCCACUUUUUGUGAGCAGGACUUCGGAAGCCAUUACGUGACCACAUAGCAUGGGGCCACCUGCAGGAAGUCCCUAGUACUGCUGCUUCACAGCUACCUUUCUUAGCAUUUUCCUCAGCUAUCUGGUCAACCUCUUGGAAAUCUUUUCAGUCAUAUACAAGCUAUGGUGAGACGCAAUUGGAAGAGGGUCUUGGGAAAUACAGAUGCCCGGAGCUGGCCCUGUGAUAGACUCUUGAGGACCACUGUCCUCUGCACAUCUGGGAAACAUCUCUUUGAAUUUGCUUGUGUUUUCUUGUACUAGCCCAGAUGGUUUAUGUCUGGGAGAAAUCGACAGGCCAAACUGUGAGACAGUGGGGAAUAUUUAGCAAAUAAUUUCCCGGUGUGAAGGCUCUGCUCUUACUAAGGAGUAUUGUGUGUACAUAGAAAUAACAAGUUGAUGAACUGUUCCCCAAUGGGGCUUUUUCAUCUGUGAAAGACACCCAUAAAGAAGCAAUAAAGAAGAGUGCCACAUUUAUUUUUAUAUCCACAGAUACCUGUCAAAGAAGGAUUUGUCUUUUGUUCUCCUUUUGAAAUCUACAUCUAUGGUUAGGUGUCAGGGCUCAUGGACAAGUGACCUCAGUAUGGAGUGUGAGUGAGAGGUCAGAGAGGUCAGAGAGCAUGACCACAGGACAGCCAGCUAGGUGAUGAUCUGUUCGAGAUGCUGGACCAAUCAUGCAAUCUGGGUUCUAGCCCCGGUUGUCCCACUACCUGACUGUAUGAUCUUGAACAGGGUCCUCAUGAUUUCUACUUUCUCAGUUGUAAACCGAAAGGUUGUUGUCUGAGUUGAUUGCAAUAAUGUAUGUGAAAAUGCUUUGGAAAAGCAUAAAGCACUAUAAAAAUUUGAAGCUC